Dentiscutata heterogama is the source of this 1218-nucleotide messenger RNA. The record is from the annotation of a GenBank genome assembly. NCBI's taxonomy places the organism in Eukaryota, Fungi, Glomeromycota, Glomeromycetes, Diversisporales, Gigasporaceae.
AUGCGUAACAACUUAAAAGGAAGCAUUCCCUUUGAAUUUAUUUACUCAGAGGCGGAAUCCAGCUCCGAAGAUGAACCUGUUGAAAAGCCUAUUUCUUGUCCAAGUGUUUCUCACCCGACUAAGCUAACGGAUAGUGACGAAGAAGGAAUAUACACUACUUUAAGUGAGGAAAGCGUGAAUAGUGAUCAAAGCAUGACAUCUGAACCGUCUUAUUUUAGUGUCGAAAGUGACAGCAGUACUGUUGAAAAUAUUGGAUUUCUUGAAUCUAGUGAAUCAUCUAAAAUCGAUUUAGAACGAGAUUUUGAAAAGUCCUCAGGACAAGAUUUUGAUAAGUCUCAAGAAGCUCCACAAUCAAAAGAUCACAAGUCAUUACCAAAUAGAUUAACGACCAAUAAAUUUUCAAUAUUAUCUACGGUAUAUGACAAACCUUGUAUUGGAAACGAAAAUUCAAUGGAAAUGGAAAAUUCAAUUCAACUCUUUUGUACAAAUCCUGGGUGUCGAGAAGUUUUUGCUUGCGAAGAGGAUCUGCGGAAUCAUCUGCUUUCACAAUAUAAUCCUACAAAAUGUCGAAAUGUGAUAUCUCAACAAUCCAAUUCCAAUAUAGUGGAUACGAACGCGAAUAAAUUAGAUUCAUAUAAAAGGUUUGAACGCAAUAAACACAUGAGAAAUGAACAAAAGAAUGAUUCCUGCAAUAGACAACGAUGUAGUGUAAAUUUUUUAACGAGAAAUAUUCAUAGAAAUAGUCCAAACACGACUCGUGAUGAACUUCAACAUGGAAAAUAUUUUACUUCAGGAAGUCAUUUAAAUGGAUACGAUGUCUACAAUCACUCAGAGUCCUCGGAAGAUAAUAACAAUAAGCACUUUAUUUUUAGAGGGCAAACAUAUAAUCAUGAUUCCUCCGAUAAUGUUUUGAAAACAUAUUCAAAUCGUUUUCAACCGAUUAGAUAUGAUAAACAAAAAUGUAAAAAUAAGGAAUUUACCACUGGACCUAUAAAUAAUCUUGAUCCACGUUAUAUACGUGAAGAAAAAGGAUAUGAUCAGAAGUUUAGAACCGAAAAGGAACUGAAAAAUCAAGUAUCAUAUAAUUGCAAAGAACAUAGAUUUAAACAACGUUUUAUAUAUGAAAGCGGCCGAACUAUUCACCUUACCAAGGAUCAUCCACGCAUUAGCAAGGUUUAUAAUAGACGUUUUACGCAAGAUGCAACAGAAAAGCCAUGA